Molecule: messenger RNA, 6844 nt
Organism: Xiphophorus couchianus (Monterrey platyfish)
Lineage: Eukaryota; Metazoa; Chordata; Actinopteri; Cyprinodontiformes; Poeciliidae
Gene: rc3h1b
Product: ring finger and CCCH-type domains 1b
Exons: 20
Coding region: 339-3719 (1126 amino acids)
Biological process (GO): ubiquitin-dependent protein catabolic process; nuclear-transcribed mRNA catabolic process, deadenylation-dependent decay; protein polyubiquitination
Cellular component (GO): cytoplasmic stress granule
Molecular function (GO): RNA stem-loop binding; ubiquitin protein ligase activity; mRNA binding
Source: RefSeq, a predicted model, not a curated record
CAGCUAGCUCUAACCGGCUAGCAGGACUGUUGACAGUGCACCUCCCCGAAACAUCGGCAGCAGCGAAGCUGCACAGUCGACAUGGCAGGAAAAUAUCGCAACAGUUUUGUAAAGAAAGAUGAACUACUUCCAAGUCAUUUGGAAUAAUAUUCAUCACGAGAUGUGAUCCACCAUCCACAAUGUGUGAGGACAUUUAAGAACGAUUUAGUUCGGAAAAAAACAAAUCUUGAUUCCAGUGGAAUCUUCCAUAUAUCUAUAUAUAAUUUUUUUUUUUUUUUUUUCUUUGUGUUAAUUCUUACUUACAUUUAUAUAUACACCCAUCCCAUCAACAUAUAACCAUGCCUGUGCAAGCGCCACAAUGGACAGAGUUUCUGCUGUGCCCAAUCUGCACACAGACCUUUGAAGAGACUGUUCGCCGGCCCAUCAGCUUGGGCUGUGGACAUACUGUGUGCAAGAUGUGCCUGAACAAGUUGCACCGCAAGGCCUGUCCCUUUGACCAGACGGCCAUCAGCACAGACAUCGAGCAGUUACCUGUGAACACAGCCCUGUUGCAGCUGGUGGGAGGCCAGGUUCCCAAGGCUCAGCCGGUUGCCUUGAUUACAAGUCCAGAGGACACUCAGAACUAUGAGGUGGCUAGACAGUGUGUGGAGGAGCUGGCCCUCUACCUCAAACCCCUCAGCAACACCCGAGGUGUGGGUCUGAACAGCACAGCCCAAAGCAUGCUGAGUCGACCCAUGCAGAGGAAAUUGGUAACUCUGGUCCACUGCCAGCUGGUGGAGGAGGAGGGACGGGUCAGAGCCAUGAGAGCGGCGCGCUCUCUUGGCGAGCGAACUGUCACCGAACUCAUCUUGCAGCACCAGAAUCCCCAGCAGCUGUCCUCUAAUCUGUGGGCCGCUGUUCGUGCACGGGGCUGUCAGUUUCUUGGCCCAGCAAUGCAGGAGGAAGCCCUCAAAUUGGUUCUCCUCGCUUUGGAAGAUGGUUCUGCUUUGUCCAGAAAAGUGUUGGUUCUUUUUGUAGUCCAAAGGCUUGAACCACGCUUCCCUCAGGCCUCUAAAACCAGCAUAGGCCAUGUGGUACAGCUGCUUUAUAGAGCUUCCUGCUUCAAGGUUACCAAACGAGAUGAAGAUUCAUCUCUCAUGCAGCUGAAAGAGGAGUUUCGUACGUACGAGGCUCUGCGGCGGGAGCAUGACUCUCAGAUUGUUCAGAUCGCCAUGGAAGGAGGGUUGCGCAUCGCACCUGACCAGUGGUCUUCUUUGUUGUAUGGAGAUCAGUCACACAAGUCACAUAUGCAGUCUAUCAUAGAUAAGCUGCAGACCCCGGCAUCUUUUGCUCAAAGUGUGCAGGAGCUGACAAUUGCACUGCAAAGGACUGGGGACCCAGCCAAUCUCAACAGACUACGACCCCACUUAGAGCUGCUGGCAAACAUCGAUCCCAGUCCCGAUGCUCCUCCACCAACAUGGGAGCAGCUUGAGAAGGGGUUGGUAGCAGUGAAAACAGUGGUCCAUGGCCUGGUUGAUUUCAUUCAAAACCACAGCAAAAAAGGAGCUGAUCCUCAACAGCCUCCUCAGCACAGCAAAUAUAAAACAUACAUGUGUCGUGACAUGAAGCAGAAAGGCGGCUGUCCUCGUGGCGCCAGCUGUACCUUUGCCCACUCUCAGGAAGAACUAGAGAAGUAUCGUAAGAUGAAUAAGCGCAUGGCAGGUCGCUCAGGAGUGGUGUUUCCAGACGAUGGCCUUACUCCUGAUGUAACAGUGACCCGAAAGCAUUCACCAGUCACCAAUGGCAGCGGCGCACCAAACUUGCCCCAAUUAGUCGCCCGCGGCACCGACACAGUCCCAUAUGAGUUGCUGUCUAAACCUGCCAAGCUGGAUGGAGGAAGUCCAAGUGUUCCUGGAUCGCCACCAGAUGUCCUGGACCCCAUGCCCAAAAGUGGUAUACCACUGCCACCUCAUGGAAUGGCUCACCCCAGGAUAACAGCAGAUCACCUCACAGGGGUCAAGCAUAUCCCUGGGGUUGCCAGGGGUUCUCCAGUUUAUCCUCAACCCCGUGAUGUAUAUGACAUUCGUCCCCCACCUGCCUCUCAGUAUGAGCCACCACAGUACCCAGCAGGUUAUCCCUACCAACAGCCAACACAGUAUGUCCGGGAAUACAUCCGUAACGCCCCUCCGCCGAGUGAGUCAGGACCCCCUUACCAUGACCCUUACAGCGGCUACAGCGCUCCGGACCGCCCCUACCCCUCCCAGCACUCUGGCCCACCUUUUCCCUACUCCCACCCAUCUCACUAUGACAGAGGUCACCACGGUGCCUACGGCGCCCCUCCUCCGCCCCCUCAGCCUUAUCCGUCUCAGAGAGAUCCCCUUGUCAAAAUGAGUCCUGCUCCCCUCGAUGUUCCGCCCCCCUCAGCAGGGCAGGCCAACUCCCUCUACCACCAAGAAGCGAGUUCCCGGGACAGAUAUGCCCCAGACGGCUACUAUCCUCCGGGUUCCCACCCUCCACCUAUGAGGACUUACGUCAGGGGGUCACAAUACAGCGGUUCACAGCCCAGCCUAGACUAUCUCCACCGACGACGGCAGGAACUGUUAUCUCAGCUGGCAGAAAGGAAGGUCAUCUCUCCUCCACCAUUUGCCGCCUCCCCCACUCUUUCACAUCCCUUCCCCAGCGACUACCCCCCUGAGUAUGGCGACGAGAGCUCCAAAACGAUGAAAUGCAGAGAGUCCGACUACACAGGGCAGUACUCACCCUGGUCCUGUGAAACCAUUGGCUCUUAUAUUAACACAAAGGAUGCCAAACCCAAGAACGUUAUGGCUCCUGGUACCAUGGAGAUGAUGAAUGUGGAUGAUAAAGGUCAGAGGGAGCCAUCAUUGGAGGCCCCUCGCAGGGGAACGGAAGUGAAAGAUGAUGACCCUAUUAUACCUUUUGGCCCCCAGCCCACUGUAUCACGCUUUGGCGCCAUCUCCCGCACUUCAAAGACUGGCUAUCAGACCACUGGCCCAGUGCAAGCUAUGGCUUCCGCUCUCCAGAACCCCAACUCUAAACACAUGACCAUGCCUGAUUACUCAUAUGGAAGUCAUGGAGGAUGGGCUGGAGCUUCAUACCCCUCCCACCAGACUGCCUCCUCCUCUCAGGGACACUUUGAGCGCCUUCCCAUGACAGCCCCAGAUAGAGAACAGUUAAAGAUUGAGCUGCAGCAGGUCAAUCAGCAGAUCACUCAACAGACACAGAUGCACAACAUAGAGGCCGCCAGUAACUCUUUGCUUCUGCAGAGGGAGGCCAGCGCAUUGGUCGUCCAGCCUGUGCAACCCAGCCAGGGCCCAGCGGCAGUGAUUCCACAGCAACCGCAGCCCAAGUGGCCAGUAGGGGGUGCCGGUGUGUCAGCUGUCUCCAAUGAGCAGUUAAGCUUGGAGCUCCACCAGGUGGAGAGAGAAAUUGGCAAGAGGACCCGAGAGAUGGCUUUGCAGGAAAACCAAGUAGCUCAUGAUGUCCAACAGUACAAAAUGCAGUCUGCAGAGAAUGGACAACCAGAGCACGAGAACCAACUGGAAGAAAUCUCUCUGGCUCUCGGCGAAGUGUCCAACGGCUCCAGCAGUCUGCAAGAAAAUGCAGUGGGCGGGUCCAUGCUGUCACUGACCAAUAAGACGGCUGCAUUGAGCAUGUGUUCUGAUCCAGUUGUUGCUGGUUCAGAGAUGCAGAAGAAUGGUGUUGUCCACUCCUGCUCAUAGGAACACACACUUAUGUACACGCACACACAUACAUACACACACACAAACACAUACAAGAUGCUCAUUUGAAAAGCAUGCACAGGCACACAUACACCCAUUCUAUUUAGAAGAUGAGCAGUAUCUGCCGUGAUGAUUUUCUUUCUUUUUGUUCUGUGAAUGAGCUUUUUUAUGACUUUCCUUGCCUGGAAACCAGAGCAUAUAAUAACAUUUCUUGUGUGUUAUUUCUUUCUUUUUUUUUUUUUUUUUUUGUACUGGUAUUUGAUUAACAAGGCUCAAAAUUGAUACAUCAGGAAAAAUAAAUGGUGGUGAUGAUGACAACAUGUGUAUAUUUAUUAAAAUUGGUAAAAUGCCAUAAAAGCAGAAUUAAACUGAAUUCCCCGCCACCCUAACAAAACAGGGGUGGGGCGAGUACUGCCUGUAGGGCCGUACUUGUAGUUUGAACGGUUACACGGAGAGGUGCACAAGUUAGAAAGCACUUUCACAUCACAUACAUUUCAAGGAGCUUAUCUCAAAGUUUUGCUUUUUAAUGUGACUUUAAUAUAGGAAAGAGCUAACGUGUGGCUCGGCGCUCACCCCCAAAAUUGUAACGAGAGGUUGGCCAGAUGCAGAUGUCUGUGGAGGGAAAACGCAGAAAUUUCACCAGUUAUUCAGCCAAAAUGGACACGUCAGGUGCUUUUUUAGAAAUGCAUUUCUUCGGAAAGUAUCAUUUUUAUUAUUUUAUUUUAUGAACAGCAUAAUUUCUAUUUCAUACUUGAAAGCAGUAUCUAUUUAAUGAAAGCAUUCUGUUUUAGAGAUUGCAGUUGUGUUGAUAAUGAGAUUUCUUUUUCGAUAAGGGAAAUAUUCUGUGCUUCUCUUGGUUGCGGUGUGACCUUGACGUGGUUUACGUUCAGCACCUUUCGCCUGCGUUUCUGAGCACAGCUAGGCCUGGCUCAUAAUAAAAUAUAAAUUUUUUCUUGUAUUAAGGCUAAUAAAAAAAAAUCAAAAGCAUUUCCCUCACCAGAGCUUCUCUUCUGGCCACACAGAGGCCUCCCCAUUGGGAUUAUCUUGUCACUUGUUCUCAUAACUUCUAUGAAGUUGCCUUCCCUUGUGUUUUUUUUUUUUUUUUGCUUAAUUUUGAUUGUUUGCUUUACAUUGUUGCAAUUUUGGGGCGGUGCAGCUUAUCUCCUGAAAACUUUAGCAAUGAAGCAUUGCUGAAAAUGUGUCCUCCUUUCUUUAGACUAUUUGCAUUUUCUGCUAAUCCUGGGAAAUCUUCCUGUUGUCGAGGCUCAACAAUGGAUUCGCAAAACCUGUUUACAGCUUGAAGAACAGCAGUGUUAGUUACUGAAGAGGCAAAUCUGCUUCUUCUUCCAAACUGUCCUGAAGUGCAUUUACGACAACUGACCAAAAAGUCAAUUCAAUAUUGGUUCUACCGUCCCGUGCUGUCUUCAUCACCACCAUUACUACUGCGAUAGCUCUUUCUUUAACAGAUGAACUGUUUACCACUGAUUCUCUACACAGAGCUCUCUGCCUUCUGUAAACAAUUAGCAUGAGUUCAUGUGCUCGAACGGUUAAAAAGAUAAAGAGUUGCUCUGAGUCAAGUUGUUGUAUUGAGCCCUCAUUUUGCUUAUAAACUGUCGGACAAAUCCCUGAUUACUGAUGAGUCAGUUCAAGGCAUAAACAUCAGGUAUUGUAGGGCGCCUCUUUCAAUUUGUCAGCACAAGGGUUGCUAUUUUGUUUUCUCUCCAUCCACACUUAAAAGCCUCGGGCUGCUCCUUGCUACAUUUAUUGUUUAGGUACACAGCUCACUUAUACAUAUGAGUAUGUAUACAUACAUUAAUAUACUAAAGCACUAUUAAUGUGCCACCUCUUACUCUACUUGCUCAGCAUUUAUAUUAAAUGAUCUCUACUUAGAAUCAGCUAAAUGUUGUUCUUUUUUGUUUGUUUUUUUAUUUGUUUUUCUGUCCACUGGUUGCCAACACAGACUUUAUCCUUUCCCAGACGAAGGACCUCUGUGUGCAUUGAUGUGUGUUCACUUAAAUCUUUUGUGUUCAAACAAAGUUGUUCUUUAUAGAAUAUGCUUCCGAAGAAGACAAAAAUCUGUAACUUUGGAAAAAUUUAUAUGGAGAUGUUUUUUCGUGUGUGAUAGAUUGUAUUGUAGGAAACGUACCCUCAUUUUUCUUUGUAUUUUUUUAAUUUCUUUUUUCUUUCUUUUUUUGUUUUUGUUUUGGUUACUCCCCUUUAAUUGUGCUGUACCUGGUCGUAGUGUUGAGAUUUUAGAACAGGUUUGGGUCUUCUCUCCCCCUCGCCCCACUACCGCUCCAGUGACAAUAACCAGGAUGUUUCUUCUGACAGAUUAGCUUUCAUUUCCUCUGUAAUGCUCUUUUUACAUUAUUUGUUCAAGGAGCAUUAGACCUGAAAAAAUGAACACAUCACAGUUUAGAGUCGUACCAAUGAGCUCUAAGUUUGAGUAAGCCAAAACUACCAAAAAGCUUGUUCUGCUUGAUGGGUCACCACAGGUCUGAAUGAGCCUAAAACACCUGUUCACUUAGCAGAGCGUUUGUGCAGUGAUUGUAUGAGGGAAGUUUACUUUAUAGUAAAUGGCAAAGAUGUUUAUUUCAAUCUUGUGUGUUUUGUUUUGAGUGAAACUGCUGCCUACACCCUUUUGAUGAUAAAACAACCACCCACACCCUUGACCACUGACCUCUGUUACUGCUGUUUGAGGCUCACAUUUUAUUCUCAGACUUUCUGAGGAAAUUCACAAAUGGAUUUUUAUAUUAUUACUCCCUUGUAAAAUAUCUCUUAAAUUAAGGUACAGGUUUGAUUUCAGCAAGAAAAAAAAAGGUUUUUAUAUGUAUAUUAUACUCCAUUAAGGAAUGUCUAGAAUUAUCUUCCUCCAAUGUGGAUGUAGCCAUUAAUACGCCAUUUUAUGACUUUGUAAGAGAAUUCACUGUGUGAAAAUUGGUUUGCAUUUUUGUAUAAUACAAUCUGCUUUCUUUUUUUUGUGUUUGUUUGAUACGAGAGGGAGCUCAAACUGGAAGUUUGAAGAAAGGAAAAAAGAACCUGUGAAAUUGAAAAAAAACAACAAAAUGUAACUUAUGUGCAACAGUGAUUCUGAGGGGGAAAGAUUAAAUGAUAUUGCUAACUAA